CCAGCAUUGUAAUGUAUCAGAAAAGUAGUGUAAUAAUGACUCUAAAUAAUUUAUUUUAUUUUGUGCUAGUGUUCAUACCCUUGACAACAGGAGAAAUGGAAAAGGGUAGUCUGACGUUCGUGAUUGAUAAUACUCAAUCUAUGCAACGUGAUAUUGAUCAAGUGAAGUAUGGUGUGGAACUUAUAUUCAAUGCUGUAACUAAUUCAGUGGAGUCUCCGGUAGAAGACGUUAUAUUAAUAGCGUUUAACGACUUACCGACUCAGGUAGAUAUGUUAACUAGAACAAAAGAUCCAUUUAUAUUCAAAGCAAAACUCUCAGGAAUCAUUGCGGAUGGAGGUGAUGAUUGUCCAGAGAGUUCUAUGUCGGGAAUAAAGCUUGGUCUAAAAGAAGGUCUGCCUGGAUCGUUUUUGUAUGUGUUCACUGAUGAUGAGGCCAAAGACCACGACUUGUUGGAUGAUGUGCAAAGUCUUGCUAUAAAGAAAUAUACUCAGGUGGUGUUUAUUUUAACUCAUAACAAAUGCGGUAGAAGAAGCAAGACAUUUAAUGAAUAUCAUAAACUGGCAAAUGCUACUUCUGGUGCAGUGUUUUAUAUGGACAAAGAAUACAUCAAAGAGAUUUUAAAUUUAAUGGAAGAUACAGUUAAAUCCAGGCAAACGGAAAUUUUGUCUAAAUCAUUACCUCCGGGAUAUGGACACAAUGUAACGAUUCCCAUCGAUUCAGCCAUGAAAGAUUCAAGGCUUACAAGCAUUGGAACUCAUCCUGAAAUUACGGAUCUUACAGCGCCCGAUGGCUCGAAGCCAGAAGUAAAAACAAUUGUUGAUAUCCCUAGCGUCACGUCAAUAAAAGUAUUUAACAUCAGUAUGGCGGGUAACUAUACAGCAACUGUAGGAAGUGAGUCUGCCACAAAAUUUAUAUGCACGGCCACAAGUAAAAUAAAUUUUAAAUAUGGCUUCUCUCCUGUUGAGCCAACCACUAUGGAGGAUACAGUGACUCUGCCAAUAGCUGAUGCAAAAUCUCAUAUAAGCGUGCAGAUUUUCACGGAAGAGGCAUAUGUUCCCAGCCAAAUAAUUUUAACCAAUGACGAAGGCGCGACAAUUGGAAAUCUUCCGUUAAAAUUAAUUAAUGCGAAAGAAAAUAUUUAUAUCACUGACAAAAUGGUUCCUCAAAAAGGAUUAUUUAAAAUCGGUGUGUUUGGAUAUCAUAACGAAAGUAAGACCAAUAUUACUCGAGUAAGUAAUACAUUUAUCGAAGUACAAAAGAUUUCAGAAUCACCCAAAAGUAUGUCUCCAGACAUGGAGAUUGAUAAAGGGAAUGAAAUAAAAGUCAAAUAUAACGACGCUAUAAAACUAGUAUGUACUGUCGAAGCAUAUCCCAAACCAGAGAUAACAUGGCAAGAUGAAGAUGGUAUUAUACUACCUACAGAAGUAUUACCUUUUAUGCUACCAUAUAGCUACAAGGCAGAAUUAGAAAUAGAUAAAGUUACUAUGACUAAAACCUAUAAAUGUUCAGCUAAAAACUCAGAAGGCGAUAUCAGUCGUAAAAUAAAAGUGGAAACUGAGAGAACUCAAUACCUGGAUAUAUUGGAAGAACCUGUAGACACUAAUGUAAUCUACAAGAAUAGUGCCAAAAUUAAUUGUAAAGUUGAUGCACUACCACCUGCUACCAUAACUUGGUAUGGAAAUGGAGAAAUCCUAAAAACUAACGAGUUUUUUGACGUAACGGACGCAGAAGUUCUCACUAUCAAGAAAAUGAUGCCGUAUUUGAUAGGAAGCUAUUCCUGCAAAGCGACUAAUGGAUUAGAAUCAAAGGAUUUGUCAUUCAAACUAUCUCUAACAGGAACUAAACCGAGCACAUCGAUCAUGGGACCUCCAAAGGUAAAUGCGAAAUAUAACAAGCCGUUAUUCUUGCGGUGUCAAGUAGAAGGGUACCCGAAACCUGAUAUUACUUGGAUAAAUGAAAAAACAGAAGUGGGAAUAAGAUCUGCCCCAGUUGAAGUGCCAGCUCCAUUUGACUAUGGACAAGAAACGCAAAUGGACAGAGCAAAUGAAAAUGCGACAUACAAAUGUAUUGCUAAGAAUGAAUUUGGCGAGCACAGCUCUUCUGUGAUAGUUGUGACUAUACCUAAAGAUUAUUUUGAUGUAGAAGAAGCACCUAAAGAUACUGCUAUCAAGUUUAAAGAAGAUGGGCAAGUAUUAUGUAAGGUAGAUGCCUAUCCUCCAGCAAAGAUUCAAUGGAAGUUCAAGGGAAGGCCAAUUGAAGAAAACGAUCACUAUAAGAUUUCGUCGGAUAGUACAUCGUUAGUAAUAAAGGACAUGCAGCCGGAUCUAGUAGGGGCUUACUUCUGCAGAGUGGACAAUAAGAACCACUUUGAGAACUUUAAAUUUGAAAUCACUAUCAGUGGAACAGAGAGACCGCGAAUAAUGAAAAUCAAUAAUGACGUACACAUUGAAGAGGGAUCUACGCUGGACAUCGAAUGCAGAAUUAUUAAAGGUAUACCUCCACCGACAUACACUUGGGCAUUCAAACCAGAUGGCGACGUAUUUGGUGCAAUGGAAGAGACUAGUAAUAAAAUUCAUUUGGACGAAGUUUCUCGUUAUGAUUCUGGAGAGUACGUAUGCACUGCCAGCAACGUCGCUGGAGAUGACAAACAUCACGUGUACUUGACUGUUGAAUUCCCACCAACCAUAGAAGAAGAAAAAGGACCAGUAAACUCAAAGAAAGGCGAUGAAACAAGUCUGAACUGCAAAGUUGAAGGUUUUCCGACACCGGAAGUAGUGUGGAGCUUAAAUGGUGCACCCUUAAUCGAUGGUGGAGAGUAUAAGAUAUUUCGGGAUAACAUGUUGAGAUUCUCCGCAUCACUGUUAAACAAUGGGGUAUUUAAAUGCAAAGCUACAAAUAAGUAUGGCACAGCCGAAAUUGAAAUCAAAGUUGAGUAUUACGAGGAACCAGAAUUCGUAAUUCCUGAAUACACUUCCCUUAACACGUAUGUUGGUGAGAAAGAAAAAAUACGUUGUGAAGCUACCGGUUACCCUGAGCCUACCCUUACCUGGAUCUUCAUCAGCUCUGAGGACCUGGCUCCAGGAAGUAAAGUGAAAGAAGUUAUCCUAAGGACUGUGAAGUCUCCUGACGAAUAUGUAUUCAAACGGAUAAGGGCAAAUCAAGCUGGACAAUACAUUUGUUUAGCUAGCAACGGAAAAAGUGAAAAAAGGUUGCUGUUUGAAGUCGACGUUAAACAACCAGCUUACAUAAUUACUGCCUUAAGUAAGCCCAUAAAAGCAGUCAAAGGGGACAUAGUGAGGAUUCCCUGCCAGGCUGAAGGAAAACCAAAGCCUAUCAUUACCUGGUCGACAAAUGGGUACGAAAUCCCUACAGGUUACGAUUCCUACACCCUGGACACAGAUGGCGCUUUGAUCAUCAACGGAAUCUCAGAGAGGGGUAGUUUUGUUUGUAAGGCUGACAACGAGCUUAGCUCCCCUCAUGAGAAGGUAUUUCAAGUAGACCUUGAAGAAUAUCCAAGGGAAACUAAGAUAUUCUCUACGUUCAAUUUCAAUAACGGUGAGGCAGCGGUAGUCACCUGCCCUAUUACUCGCUCGUUAGUCGAUUCAGUUCGAUGGUACAAGAACAGUAGAAAACAAGAUUCAGAAGAGCUGAAAUUCGACACAAUUACUUACCUUGACGCUGGGGUUUACACGUGCCGAGUUUCGCAUAUCUCUACUAUGAAGUCUGAAUCUGCAAGUGUCCAAGUGACAGUUAAAUAAAAAAUAAAACACAAAAGCAAUAAAUAAA
Molecule: messenger RNA, 3786 nt
Organism: Ostrinia furnacalis (Asian corn borer)
Lineage: Eukaryota; Metazoa; Arthropoda; Insecta; Lepidoptera; Crambidae
Product: hemicentin-2-like
Exons: 24
Coding region: 12-3758 (1248 amino acids)
Biological process (GO): synapse organization; homophilic cell-cell adhesion
Cellular component (GO): neuronal cell body; plasma membrane; axon
Molecular function (GO): axon guidance receptor activity
Source: RefSeq, a predicted model, not a curated record